This is a messenger RNA of Penicillium subrubescens, 1629 nucleotides long. RefSeq names its product bZIP transcription factor. Gene Ontology annotation, biological process: regulation of DNA-templated transcription. The coding region runs from base 1 to 1629 and encodes 542 amino acids. The record is from RefSeq and is a predicted model, not a curated record. Gene Ontology annotation, molecular function: DNA-binding transcription factor activity. NCBI's taxonomy places the organism in Eukaryota, Fungi, Ascomycota, Eurotiomycetes, Eurotiales, Aspergillaceae. The transcript has 2 exons.
AUGACCAACCGCGCACUGGGCGGAUCGAUCAAUUAUGCGGCGCCUUCGCCGCCGAUCGAGGCGAUGAUCGAGGGCGCCUCAUUUUCGACCACCACCAUUCCUAAGACGGAAGAUUCACCCGUACCGUCCCGGUCAACCUCUUUGGGCGCAGAGGGCCUGCUUCCAGAGAAUCUCGACGGCAAUGGGCCGACAACAGCGGGGCGGAAGCGCAAGCUGAACAGCACAUCAUCAAGAGGAGUGGCCAACCUCACCCCCGAUCAAUUGGCGAAGAAGCGUGCGAAUGACCGUCAGGCGCAGCGUGCUAUUCGCGAACGCACCAAGUCUCAUAUCGAGGCUCUAGAACAACAGGUUCGAGAUCUUGCAUCGCAGAAACCGGUGCUCGACCUGCAGGCUGCACUUCAGCACAAUGAGCGCAUCCGGUCGGAGAACAGGGAGCUUCGCCAAGGGCUCAAGGCGGUCCUGGACAUAAUACAACCUUUGCUGGCGAGACCGGAGGCUUCAGAUCUACCUUCUUUCCUCGCCCAACCCAGAUCGGUCCCGCCGACAUCCCAUACCCCUCCUUUCCCCGAGACCGACUCCUUGAACAUAAGCGACCAGGCUGCGGCACAAAGUGACAGGCUCUAUGCCGAGUCAGUGACCAGCCUGGACACACCCUCUCCAACACAAUCCGGAUCGGCUUCGGGCAGUCGACGCAAUAGCCAAAAUGGAAGCCUGCAGCCCUCCUCAUUCCGUGCCGCCCUAGACUCCCAGCGCCAUAAUAUUGCUCAUGGUCUCGACCUGGGCAUGGUGGAGCGGCUAGGGUUCAAUUUUCUUCUCGAUCCUAAUCACAAUGUUCCCAAAGUCGAUCGGCUUCGGCGCAGCAACUCAGAAAACCUCCGUUCCUCCCAGCCCUCGCCAUCACCGCUGUAUAUGCAACCGAUGAACUACCCAGCCGAUCAAGUACCGGCUCACGCAACACCCAUCAGGAAUUCUGCACCGACCUGUACACUGGAUAGUAUAUUGCUCGACUUCCUGCACAACCGGCAACGCGAAGCCGCAGAAGGAAUCCCUCGGCAGAAGCUCGUGGGACCACCCUACCCAAGUGUCUCUUCACUGCUAAACCCAGAGAAGAGUGCACAAUCACACCCUCUCUCCAAAGUCUUUACGGACAUCCUACGCACAUUCCCGGACAUUUCCUCCCUCCCUGUGCAGGUUGCCGUGCUCUACACAAUGUUCCUCCUCAUGCGCUGGCAAAUCUAUCCCACACAAGAGAACUACGAUCGACUUCCCGAGUGGAUCACGCCACGUCCCACACAGCUGCUUCAGGCCCAUCCCCCAUGGAUGGACUACGUCCCAUGGCCUCGAAUGCGAGACCGGCUCGUGACCUCUCACCGCGACUACCCAUUUGAGAACUGGUUCAUUCCUUUCACGCGCGGCAUGGAUGUGAAUUGGCCAUACGAAGCCACCGACUGCUUGCUAUCCGCAGGCGACUCGGAGGAACUAAUCAUCAAUCCAGUUUUUGAGCGUCACAUGCGGAACCUGAACAAUUGGUCAUUGGGUCCGCUCUUUGCAGAAGCGUAUCCCGGGUUGGUGGAUACCACGCGAAUCAGACCGGAGCCGGGUAAACAGCACUGCUCGACUCCGAUAUAG